AUGUGUGUGAGGAAAGGCGCAGGUGGCAUAGUCAAGGGGCCGACCUCCAUCAAGGGAUGGGUAGGAAAGUGGUUCUUUGCCUCGGGUGAGUGGCUGACAAAGGACGAGUCAGGUCGUCCCUUCUUUGACAUGCCUGCUAGGUUUGGGAACCUAGUAUCGAUCAAGCCGAUUCCCGAGCUCGAUCAAGCCACUUUCGACACCCUCAAGUUCUACAAGGAGAACUUCCCCAAGGGCAGGAAGAUCGGAACCUUAGUCACCGACAAGCUUCUCUUGGAGUCGGGGCUUCUUGACUACAACCCUCUAGUUCGGCCAAUCGAAGCUUCAAGGCCAAACUCUGAACUCGCAAUGGUGUGCGGAUUCACUGGGAGUGUGAAGCGCAAGUCCAAGGGUCGUGCUCACGCCCUCAAGACUGUGGUGGGGACUGAACCGCUGGGGCUCGUGGGACUCCGCCUACGAGGCAUGCUGAUUUGGUAG
This is a messenger RNA of Momordica charantia (bitter melon), 474 nucleotides long. The record is from RefSeq and is a predicted model, not a curated record. Lineage: Eukaryota; Viridiplantae; Streptophyta; Magnoliopsida; Cucurbitales; Cucurbitaceae.